Pantherophis guttatus is the source of this 2458-nucleotide messenger RNA. The record is from RefSeq and is a predicted model, not a curated record. Lineage: Eukaryota; Metazoa; Chordata; Lepidosauria; Squamata; Colubridae.
UUGUGCCAAAAUAGGAGAACUGGGCAGCUUGAGUGAUUGGUUUGGUCGCCUCCUUCAGACAUUUGCCUGGCACUGGUGGGUGUGGAAAAGGCGGAGCAGGUGAGCCUUGGGAGGAGGCCGAGGGAGGCCUGCCAUCUCUGAGGGAAUUCUGAGGGCUUCAUGACCUCACCCAUGCAGGCUCAACUGCCAGUUACUGUCAGUUAUCAGAGUGAAGGUGCCUUCCAAGAGGAAGACGGAGGAGCCCGGUGGAGGAAGGAAAGAAGCGCCACCUGAGAGAAGAGGAGGCUCCGCGGAGCUGUUCUGCCCAGUCCCGGCACCGCUUCCCCAGGAGAUCGCGGGGAUAGGCCUGGACCUCCAGGGCUGCAGGCGGGAUGAGCCAAGCGGGACCCUGGGAAAGGGGGCUGCCUGGAGGGAGCUGCAUGGAGAAGAAAACAGGCGGAGACCCCGAGAUGGGCCUAGAGGGCGGAGAAUCCUUCAUAACAGGCAGAGAACUCGGGAGUCCCCAAAAGAUCCAGGAAGGAGAGAAAUUGCACAAAUGCCUGGAAUGUGGAAAGAACUUCAAUUGGAAAGGGAAGCUUUACGCACAUCAAAGAAUCCACUUACAAGAGAAAUCUAAAAGCCCAGAAUGUGAGAAAUCCUUCAAAAGAAAUGAAAACCUCAAAGACCAUCUAGGAACCCACAUAGGAGAGAAACUUCAUAAAUGCAUGGUGUGUGGAAAGAGCUUCAGUUUUUCGGGAAACUUUUACAGACAUCAAAGGCUCCAUUCAGGAGAAAAACCCUAUAAAUGCCUGAAGUGCGGAAAGAGAUUUAUUAGGAGGGAAAGACUUAAUACACACCAAAUAAUCCACUCAGGAGAGAAACCUCAUAAGUGCCUGGAGUGUGGAAAGAGCUUCAGUCAGAGAGGAAACCUUUAUGCACAUCAAAGGAGCCACAUGGGAGAGAAAUUUAAAUGCCCGGAAUGUGAGAAAUCCUUCAAAAGAAAUGAAAACCUCAAAGACCAUCUAAGAACCCACAUGGGAGAAAAACCUCAUAAAUGCUUGGAGUGUGGAAAGAGCUUCAGUCAUAGCAGCAACCUUUAUAAACAUCAAAGGAUCCACACAGGAGAGAAACCUCAUAAAUGCCUGGAGUGUGGAAAGAGCUUCAGUUUUUCGGGAAACUUUUACAGACAUCAAAGGCUCCAUUCAGGAGAAAAACCCUAUAAAUGCCUGAAGUGCGGAGAGAGAUUUAUUAGGAGGGAAAGACUUAAUAUACACCAAAUAAUCCAUUCGGGAGAGAAACCACAUCAAUGCUUGGAGUGUGGAAAGAGCUUCAAUUGGCUGGCAAACCUUUAUACCCAUCUAAGAAUCCAUUCAGGAGAAAAAGGGCACCAAUGCCCGGAGUGUGGGAAGUACUUCAGUCAGAAGAGCAACCUUCUUAGACAUCAAUUUAUCCAUUCAGGAGAAAAACCCUAUAAAUGCCUGGAAUGUGGAAAGAGUUUUACUGACAGUGGAAACCUCCGGCGACAUCAACGGAUCCAUACAGGAGAAAAACCGUAUCAAUGCUUGGCGUGUGGAAAGGGUUACUAUGACAGCGGAAACCUUUAUAGACAUCAAGUAGUUCACUUAGGAGGAAAACCCUUUGAAUGUCUGGAGUGUGGAAAGAACUUCACUAGAAUUGAAAAUCUGAAAAAACAUCAGAAGAAUACAUGCAAGGGGAAAACCAUGUUAAUUCCUUGAAUGUGAGCUUCCUUAAAAAAAUGAAAAUGUUGGAAAUGUAAACACCAAAAAGGAACUUAUUAUCACAUGUGGUGGUUCUGCCAUAAGACAAAACAAUUUUGGCAAAUAAUUAAAACACAAAUAGAAGAAACUAUAAAUCAACAAAUAGAAAUGAGGCCAGAAAUUUUCCUACUGGGAAUAAUUACCAGGUCAUAUGAAAAAGAAAUAAGAUAUUUAAUAAUUCACAUAAUUACAGCAGCACGAAUAGUUUUCACCCAAAACUGGAAAAACAAUGAUAUACCAUCAGAAGACAAUGUGAUUAGAAAAAUUAUGGAGUGUGUGGAAAUGGAUAAGCUCACAAAGGAGAUACAAGAAAAAGAUUAAACAGAAUAUUACUUAGUCUGGGAGAAAUGGUAUAAAUGGUUGGAGGAAAAGGGGGGACAAAGAAAGACUAAAUAAUGGUUAAAUUAGGUAGAGGAAUAUGGAAACAAAUGGGAAGAUAUAAAAAUUGUGGAAAGGAAAUUAUUUACAAGUUUAUGUUAAAUGUAAAUAAAAUAUUUAGAUCAAUAGAAUAUAUUAUAACUAUAUAUAUGCUAUACUAGAAAUAUAUGUAUAAAAGAUAUAUUAAGUAAGAAAGAAAAUGUAUAAAUAUGGAUUACUGAUGCGAAGAUGUUGAAAAGAAGAUGAAAAUAUCUGUUUUUGUUUGUUUUUAAAAAAACUUUAAUAAAAAUUAUUUUAAAAAAAUGAAAAUCUGAUCAUUCUAC